Molecule: messenger RNA, 699 nt
Organism: Trematosphaeria pertusa
Lineage: Eukaryota; Fungi; Ascomycota; Dothideomycetes; Pleosporales; Trematosphaeriaceae
Exons: 1
Coding region: 208-645 (145 amino acids)
Source: RefSeq, a predicted model, not a curated record
CCCGCAAACUUGAUUCCACCGUCGGAUCCGGUUCCGCUCUGCCACGCCGUCAUACGCCCGGGCGAAAACGCCUCGGUUGACCUGCCAGCCUGUCCUGACGUCGACCACGCGCAACGCCGACGCGUCUUCCGCCGACCAUAUUUGCCCCGGCUACGUCCGCAAGCGCACGUAAACAUAUAUCCACCGCGCUCUCGCACCCACGCGCAAAUGCAUUUCGAAGCUUCGCCAGGCUCGUCGCCUUCCAAGUCGCUCCCCAUCUCCAUCAGGACCAUGGCCUCGCCCUCAGGAUCCAUCUACAGCAACUGCUCGACCGAGUCGUCGUCGUCGUCAAGUCGCGGCUCCUCCUGCGCCUAUCCCUCCUGGCCGACCGGCAGCUCGCUCGAGUACCGCAGCACGCCCAGCUCCUUCAUCAGCGACGCCGACCUCUUCGGCGAGGACGUCGACGACGACUUCUGCCCCUUCCUGCAGGAGGCACCGGCACCGCCACGCCAGCCGCCCAUGGCUCAGGCCUUCCCCAUCCUGCCGCCACUCUACGCUGCUGAGAAGCCCAAGAAGCAGCGGAGGCGCAGCAGCGGCCGCAAGCAGCGACGUCCUUCUAAGCCUAUGACUCCCAUCUCGGAGUCCCCUGAGGCCAUCCGCGAGUGAAGACUAGGCCGACAACCUGAAUGAUACCCUCCACAUUACUGUAAGUCCAUCACA